AUUGCUGCUUCCCCCUUUUCCUCAGCUGAGGGCAGAUUUCCAAGCACCUGUCCCUUUGAAGGGAGGCCGAACUACAUUCUCCACCACUCCCUUCGAGAAUGUCACGAUGCAGUUGCUUAAUAACAAGCCAAACAGGAAGUGAUGAGAGUCACAUGGGAGAGAUUUAAAGGUUUUAUCUGUUAUUGAGGAGACUUCCCCAUCAACCUCAAGCCCAGCAUUGGGUAGUGAAGGAAAAUGGAGCUUGCAGAUCUCUUGAAAUUUGUCGUCAUGGAAAUCAAUGGAACAACUGUAACAGUGGCUCUGCUGGUGAUCCUCCUAGUGUUACUCUAUUGGUAUUCCACCUCUUCGUUCUCCAGGCUGAAGAGGGUGGGUAUCAGGCAUCCUGCACCUUUGCCUUUUAUCGGAAACCUGCUGUUCUUUCGCCAGGGCUUUUGGGAAAACCAUACAAAACUGAUCACGGAGUAUGGACCUGUUUGUGGAUACUACAUCGGUCGGCGAAUGUACCUGUUGGUGUCCGAGCCAGACAUGAUCAAACAUAUCUUAGUGAAGGACUUCAGCAACUUCACCAACAGAAUGACACCAGGCUUGGUUACCAAGCCAGUAAUUGACAGCAUUCUUUGUCUGCGGGAUCAGAGGUGGAAAGAAGUCCGGAGCAUACUGACCCCGGCCUUCAGCUCUGCAAAAAUGAAAGAGAUGACUCCACUAAUAAACCAAGCAUGUGAUGUCCUGCUGAGUAACUUGAAGGUGUAUGCAGAUUCUGGCAAUGCUUUUGAUAUCCAAAGGAGUUAUGGCUGCUUCACUUUGGAUGUCGUCGCUAGCGUGGCUUUCGGUACCCACGUGGAUUCUCAGAAGAAUCCUGAUGAUACCUUUGUUAAGAACUGCAAAAAAUUCUUUGAAUUUUCAAUGCUUAGGCCCAUCCUAAUUCUAAUAAUUGCAUUUCCAUUCCUAAUGAUCCCACUGUCCCGGAUUUUGCCAAACAAGCGUCGUGAUGAGAUGAAUGGAUUUUUUAUCAAAGCCAUUAAGAAUAUGAUUGCCUUAAGAGACCAGCAAGAUGCAAAUGAGAGGCGCAGAGACUUCCUCCAGCUGAUACUCGAUGCCCGCAGCUCUACUAACUACAUCGGUGUGGAGCACUUUGACAUAGUCAACCAAGCUGAUGUUUCCAUUCAGGACAAUAAGCCUUCUGUUGACAAGGCCCUGCCUAAAAAGGUUCAGAAGACAUUGUCUGAGGAUGAGAUAGUAGGCCAAGCCUUCAUCUUCCUGAUUGGUGGGUAUGAGACCACCACCAAUGCCCUCUCCUUCGCCACCUACUUAUUAGCCACCAACCCAGAGUGCCAGGAGAGAUUGCUUCAGGAGAUAGAUGAAUUCUCUGGAAAACAUGAUGUCCCUGACUACCAAAAUAUCCAAGAGCUCCCUUACCUGGAUAUGGUGAUUGCAGAGACAUUGCGCAUGUACCCACCUGCAUUCAGGUUCACUCGGGAGACGUCGAAGGACUGCGUAGUGAUGGGACAGCAUAUUCCAGCUGGCGCUGUAAUAGAAAUUGCAGUUGGACCUCUGCAUUAUAACCCUGAGUUCUGGCCAGAACCUGAGAAAUUCAUCCCUGAGAGGUUCACCGUGGAGGCCAAACUGCAGCAGCAUCCCUUUGCAUACCUCCCAUUUGGGGCAGGACCUCGCAGCUGCAUUGGCAUGAGAAUGGCUUUGCUGGAGAUCAAGAUGACCCUGCUCCGGAUCUUGCAGAAAUUCAGAUUUGAAACCAGUCCCAAGACCCAGAUUCCUUUGCAGUUGACAUCUGUAUCGUCAUUAGCACCAAAAAACGGAGUCUAUGUUAAGAUAGUACCUCGAUAGAGCAAAAACCCCAUUCUGAAAGUCUCCAAGGAGGUGAUCCAUUGCUCAGUGGCUCGCUGAUAGAUUGGGGGUAACAUUUUCAAAAGUACUUAAGUGACUUGAGAGCCUAAAUCUCAUUGAAAGUGUGGGCCAAAAUCCUGCUGACUUUCAGUGAGACUCAGCCUCCUAAGUCACUUUUGAAAGUGGGACUUAAGUACUUUGGAAAGUUUUACCCAAGCACAUUACUGUGAAUUGUCUCCGAAAAAGCCUCUCACUUUUCAUCAGCCUUAGUGGUCAUAGCAGGGCCCACUUCAUUUUACUUAUCUACAUGGAAGUUUGUCCAGGCUCCAAUGUGACAAUCUUAGCAGUCUGAACUUCCUCACCUUCAGCAGAUUUCUAUAUGAUGUUGAAUGAUAGCUUGUUAGCUAACACCUUUUAACAACAGACCUUUAAAUCCCACUCUCAGUAAACUCUGAAAGGCAACGUGUGUAGUUCUAACAGCAAUGACUAGAAAUCGGGACACCUGGGUCCUACUCUGAACUCUGCCAUUGACUGAUCUUGAGCAGAGAGCCUAGCCUCACUGUAUCUGUCAAAUGAAGAUAAUGCUUACUCACCUUUUGUAAAGCGCCUUGAGACAUUUGGAUGAAAUGUGCUAGUAUUAUUAUCUAACUGUUGUUACAAUGGAUUUAAAAAUAAUGGUAAAUGUCUGUACAGCACUUAAGUUCCUAUAAGAAAGACCAGACCAAAGAAUGUUAUAGACUGCUAUUAAGUUUUGUAUGUUACUGAAUAGUAUUUAGAAUAUACAAGUUUGAAGGGUUUAGGAGGACUUGGGGAAUUUUAGGGUUGACCUGAAGAUAGUGGCACAGCAGUAGUUUUCCCAGCAUGGCAUGACACUUCUCCUUGCUAUGCAUUUCAGUUGGCUCUACUCUUGGUCAGUUCAUUGGGUCAAAGGAAAUGAAGGAGGUUGCAUGGGCUAGUGCUUAAAGCCAAGGAUUGGGAGCCAGGAACCUCAUUUCCAAUAGCUACACUAACUCCUUAGGUGACCCUGCAGCAAGUCACUUCACAAACCUGUGCCUCACUCAACCAACAUGGGUGAAUGCUAGGCCCAGAGGCUGCCUGCAUGUCUUCACAGCCAAAGCAAAGGCAGCACUUACUUGAUUCUUCAGGACCAUUUGCCCACUGCCUCUGCAGUAGCUAAAAGCAAUUUGUCCAUGUUUGGAAUUUUUCCAUAUUUGCACAUAUGGAGAAAAUGGUCUCUUCUGCUGCAUAUUUGGAGGGGUGCAUGAUAUCCAAAUAGAGGCAGAAAGUUUACUCCAUGCCCAACCCUGGGGAGGAAAUUGAGAAAGGAACAAAGUUGUCAUAGGCCCAAGUUUUUGUGUGUGUCCCUGUUGCUGGCCCCUGGGUCCUUGGUGGGCUAGUGGAGUGUCAUGGAGCAUCCUUCACACUAGCUGCAGCAUGGUUAGAAUUCCCACCAGCUUCUACUGCUAUCUUAACCCUCAAUGACUGUGGCUCAGAUCCUCAAAGAUAUUCCACUGAUUGAUUUCAAUGGAAGUCAAAGAGCCUAAACACCUUUGAGGAUGUGGGCACUUGUCCCUUCCUAGGCAGACUGGCAGCACCAAUUACAUUACAAGUCAUUAGAGGAAGUUCUACCCACUGAAGAAGGUAGGUCUCAGUUGGAGAGGGGGGUGAUAAGAGGCAGCCUUCCAAGUUUGGGAGGGAGAUGUAUAUUAUUUUCUUUAAACAUAGGGCCCUACUUUUGUUUUCUCUUGUUCAUGAUCUCAGCGCGCAGUGGAAAGAAGGAGGUCGGCGAAGUUUAUUCAUUUUGCCAAAAACGUUAUUUCCUCCACUGUGAAAUUAAAUUUCCUCAAGUUUCAUCCAGCUGAGCACUCAUGAGUACUUUUAGCAAAAGUUCACUGGGCUUUUUUAAACUUAACUUCAGAUUGCCCUUUAAAAAAUAACACUUGUUGCUAGUUGACAUGUAGGGGAGGAAGGGAAAGCCACACUGGCUCUCUUUGGGAUUUGAUCUUCUGCUGCAGUAGCUUCAGCUGAGCCAGGAACCCUUCUUUCCUAAAGCUAUACUAGAGGAAACAGCAUCUCUCUUGCAUGGUAGACACAAAAACAGCUGCAGUAUCUUUUUCUGCUGCCGCGUGAAAGUUCUCUGUAGAUAAGGUACAAAUGAUAUUGAGUAAGGAGCUCUAUUAUAAUACUGCUGCUGCUCCAUGAUUUCCAUCUACAGUUUCUUGCUUGCAUACGACACAUUGAGACUGGGAUGAUUGGCACAUGCUGCUUUCAUCUCUUGCUUAUCAUUGUGACCACACUUUUAAAAUUCAUGCUCUCAUCUUCCUUACCAAGGCUUGUGUUGAUUUCUGUGGCGGAAUUUUCUUCUAGCUUGAGUUCUAGAGUAGUAACUGUGGAUUAUAGGCCUGAUAGUUAAUGCUCCAGCCUUGCCAUGCUGGAGUUUAAAUGACUCAAUGUGCCUAUGAAAUGAGAUAUUGAGUUAAUGGUCUUAUCGAAAAAGAUGCAGCAUGUACCUCUAUGUACAAUUUUGCCUCAUUUUUUCAAUAGCAUAUUAUUUGUGGUUGUGAUUCUAAAUUAUACCUGUAAACUGGAAUAGUGUAGGGUAGUCUCAUUAAAGAUUUCCCCCCUCUAUUU
Messenger RNA from Gopherus evgoodei (Goodes thornscrub tortoise), 4473 nucleotides. RefSeq names its product thromboxane A synthase 1 (gene TBXAS1). The record is from RefSeq and is a predicted model, not a curated record. Gene Ontology annotation, molecular function: steroid hydroxylase activity; iron ion binding; heme binding. The transcript is spliced from 14 exons. Bases 235 to 1842 code for a protein of 535 amino acids. NCBI's taxonomy places the organism in Eukaryota, Metazoa, Chordata, Testudines, Testudinidae.